AUGAUGAACAGAACAUUGAACCCAGUUACCCGAGUUAGUUAUGAUACCUACUUGCAACUAAUAAAAGGCAAGUCAAUAGUCAAUAAUAGGGUAAAAGAGGAAUCGGGAGAUUUAUUCGACGCACCAUCAGACUACAGCCUCGCACAUUGCAUAUCCCAGGACGUGAAAAUGAGCCAGGGCACGGCCCUCAUGUUUCGCAGGAAAUUUGGCAAUGUGGAGAUUUUAAAAAGUCAACACCCCAGAGUCCAUGAAGUGUUGUACAUUCGUCAAGAAAAUCGAUACAUCCUGUAUAUGGUAACGAAACCAAAAUAUUGGCAAAAACCAUCUUUGGAGGAUAUGUUCCUGACUUUACAGAGCCUCAAAUCGGUAUGCAUCGAGCUCGAUAUUGACAAACUAGCGAUGCCCCGUAUUGGCAGUGGGAUAGACCAACUUGAUUGGUCUGCCAUCCGGACCAUGAUUCGGUUUGUAUUUAAGGAGAUAGAUAUCAAAAUCCAUGUUUAUUCUCUAACAGAGUUAACACACGCGGAAAAACUAGAGAUCAUCGCAGAGCAUCAUUCCAGUCUACUAGGAGGACACCGCGGUAUAAACCAAACCGUAAAGCGCAUUCAAACACAAUUUAACUGGGAAGGAUUGGAAGAUAAUGUGAAGGAAUAUGUGUCCAAAUGUCCAUCGUGCCAGAUAAACAAAACGUGUAACAAGAACGUCAGGCAACCAAUGGUCAUAAGUACCACGGCCACCGAACCUUUCGAGAAGGUAUUUAUCGACGUGGUCGGGCCCUUACCGAGAACACAUAGCAAUAAUGCCUACAUCUUAACAAUGCAGUGUGACCUCACGAAAUUCUCCAUGGCUAGUCCAAUGGAAAAUCAUGAAGCCAACACUGUGGCGUAUCAUUUCGUAACCUCUUGUGUAUGUCUCCAUGGAAUACCAAACAUGCUGGUUAGUGAUCAAGGCAAAGAGUUUUUAAGCAAGAUCUUAGCCGAGACAUGCAAACUGCUGAAAAUAAAAAAAUGCAAUACAUCCCCUUACCAUCCGCAAGCUAAUGGAGCUCUUGAAAGAAGCCAUAGAACUUUAGGGGAAUAUCUGCGACAUUUCGUUGACAAAGAUCAAACAAAUUGGGAUACGUUCAUUCCAUAUGCCAUGUUCGUAUUCAAUUCCUCAGAACAUCGUUCCACAGGGAAACAACCCUAUGAACUAUUGUAUGGUCGCACUGUGACAAUGCCAAACUCGUUCACAAAACCCCCAGAACCUCGAUACAAUUAUGAAGAUUUCCAUGUAGAAUUGAAGCAGAAACUCCAAGUGGCACAUCAAAUAGCCCGCGAUCGUCUGUUGGAACACAAACAGAAGACAAAAGAGACUUACGAUCAGAAUCAGAAUCAGAUCAUCAUUCACGUGGGAGAUCGUGUACUCCUUAAAGACAACGCUCGAAAAGGGAAACUUAGUCCUAAAUGGUUGGGACCUUAUGAGGUGAUCGAGCUUAAAGCAAAUGAAAAUGUAACAUUGCAAAAGGAUAGAAGGAGGGUGACAGUACAUAAAAUCUUAUCCAUCCUUUUGUGGACUGAUCAUUGUAAAUACGUGAUAAAAAUUAACAUUAAGUUAACAAUGCUAAAACUAACCUAG
This is a messenger RNA of Macrosiphum euphorbiae (potato aphid), 1617 nucleotides long. The record is from the annotation of a GenBank genome assembly. NCBI's taxonomy places the organism in Eukaryota, Metazoa, Arthropoda, Insecta, Hemiptera, Aphididae.